AUGCCUUCCCGAACAGAGAGGCAGACCGUCAACGGCCUUGGAGACGGCACGAGAAAACGUCAGCGACAAAGGGCCGAUGACGCCCAAGACAAACCUGACGAGGUGAUCGAUGUUCACCACGCGAGCUCGUCGCUGCGCCAUGAAUCUCGGAAACGAGUACGGGUAUCCGACAUCGUGGACGAACAAGUCCCUAAAGCCCACGGCACGCCUCGACUCGGGAGAUCCCCGAGUUUUGCAGACAGCGAUGGCGAGGAGGACCCAUCCGCGCGGGAGGAUGACGACGGCGAUCUCGACAUGCCCCCGGCCACCCAGUACGAGCACCUCCGAGACCGCGAUUUCAGCCACCUGCAGCAUGAAAAGGAGGACGACCAGCGAGCCACACAGAGGCUGAGGUCCAAGAACAGGAAUGUGGUCGGUGAGAACAGGAUAGCCGACAACGGCAUCCUGGAAAACAUCACCUGUAUCAAUUUCAUGUGCCACGAGCGCCUAUCCGUCGAUCUCGGCCCAUUACUGAACUUUGUCGUCGGUGAAAACGGAAGUGGGAAGAGCGCUAUCCUCACGGCGAUCACUCUGUGUCUCGGCGGGAAGGCGAGCUCGACGAACCGGGGCGGCAGUCUGAAGAGCUUCGUCAAGGAAGGCCAGGAUCAUGCAGUCUUGAUUGUCAAGAUCAAGAACCAGGGCGUGGAUGCCUACAAGCAUAUUGACUAUGGCGACUCCAUCAUAGUGGAGCGCCACUUCUCGCGACAGGGCAGCAGUGGUUUCAAGGUGAGGGCGGCCACCGGGCGCGUCGUCUCCACCAAGCGGAGCGAGGUGUCCGAGAUUGUUGAGUACUACUGCCUCCAGGUCGACAACCCUCUCAACGUCCUCUCGCAGGACAACGCGCGGCAGUUUUUGAAUGCCUCGUCGGCGUCUAUGAAGUACAAGUUCUUCUUGCAGGGUGUCCAGCUGGAGCAGCUGGACAAGGACUACGCCUUGAUGAAGGAGUUCUUGGACGCGAGCGAAGACAAGCUCCCCGAACAGCAAGAGAGGCUGGCUAUCGCGCAGCGAUCCUUCGAAGCUGCGGAUAAGCUGCGCAGGACGAUACAGGAUAACCAAGAGCUGCGCCGCCGUCAACGUCUCUACAUGAACCAGCUUGCCUGGUCUCAGGUCGAAGAGCAGGAAAAGAUCCUCGCGGACCGAGAGAAUGCUAUUCUAGAGGCGGACGCCAACAUUGCCCGGGCGGAGCAGACCAAGACCGAAACCACCCAAGCUCUGGAGCAAGCAGAGGAGAGCCUGCGCCGCGCACAGGAUGCCUUUGCAUCUGUUCAGGAGGAGGGCGUCGACUACAAGACGCGGGUGGACGAGGCUGCCGACAAGUUUGCCUCGGCGCGGAGGGAUCUGGAGCAGCUGCACAACGACGAGCGAGACGUGUUUGGCCGACUGAGGAAUGCCUCCGAGCAAGUAAAGGAUCUUGAGGCCAAGGUGCGCCAGGAGGAGAAGCGCAUCGAAGACAAGAACGGCGACGCACACGCCCUGAAGCGCGAGGAGCUCCAAGCUGCCCGGGACAGGGAGGCUGAGAUCGGUGACGAGAUCGACGCCGCCAACAAUGCCUUGCCGGAAUUGCAGAGGCGAGAAGAGGCCGCGAGGAAGCGGGUGAGCGAGGCGGCGGCAUCUGUCGAGCUCAAAAGGAGGGAGAUCCAGACAACCGAAGGCAAGAUCCGAGAUCUGCAACAAAGCCACGGCUCCAAAUAUGAUGCCUACGAGCAGCAGAUGCCCGACCUAUUGCGAGCGAUUGAGCACGAUGCCGGCUUCAAGGAGAAGCCCGUUGGGCCGAUCGGUUCGCACAUCCAGGUUCUGCAACCUAUCUGGAGCCCGAUCCUGGAGGCCACGCUCGGCAACAUCCUCAAUGGCUUCAUCGUCACGAGCAAGCAGGACCAGGAGCGACUCCGUGGCCUGAUGGAGCGCUUCAGGGUACAAAAGAGCCCGAUCGUCAUCGCCAACCGCCGUCUGCUCGACACCAGCGGCAAAGAGCCCGACGAGCGCUUCGAUACCAUCCUCCGCGUCUUGCGAUUUGACAACGAGCUGAUCAAGAAGGAGCUCAUCAUCAACAACAGGAUAGAACAGGUCAUUCUCAUCCAGGAGCGCAAGAAUGCCGAAGAUGUCAUGUUCAACGGACCCGUCCCGCAGAAUGUCGUCGCCUGCCUAGCCCUGCAUGAUGGCAAGCGCGGACAGGGUCUACGCCUGACCGCUCGGGCCCAAGGCAUCAGCACAUCCCCUGUCAUUGGGGGCAACCAGAGGCCCCGCAUGAAGUCCGAUAGCGAUAGUCAGAUUGCGAUCCACAAAGACUAUCUCGAGUCGUACCGGACCGAACUGCGGCAGCUCGAGACGGACAGACGCCAGCUGCAGCAGACCGCGCAUCGGUGUCAGGAGGAGAUCAAGCAGCAGACCAAGAAGCUCCAGGCCUUGCAGACGAGCUUACGGCAUGCCCAGCUGCACACAGAGAAGGUCCAGGAAGAUCUGGACCAGUUUGACGGCGUCGACGUACGCCUGCAGGCGCUUCAAGAGCAGCUACUCCAGGUCAUGGAGGAGAAGGACUCGUACGGCAACGAGUAUGGAGAGAUGAACGUGCGCAAGAAGGAGCAGAAUAAGCUGAUGGAGACGCUGAAGAAGAAGUUGACCGAGGAGAAGCUGGCCUUCCGGGACUAUGAGGCGAUGUUAAACAAGGCGCAGGACAAGGUCACGCAACGUCAAGACGUGCGCAAGAUUGCCCUCGUUGCCAAGAAUGAAGCCUUUGAGGAAGCGGACAAGUGCAGGGACGACAAGCGCGUCGCCGAGGCCCGGCGGGACCGCCAGAGGGCGCAGGUGGAGGAGUUCACGGUGCAGGCGUCGGCAGUAGCCCCGGAACGUGUCUACAUUCCCCAGGACGAGACCGUGAAUAGCAUCCAGAAAAAGUAUGAAGGGGUACGGAAGCAGCUCGACCUGCGGCAGAAGAAGAUUGGCCUGACCGACGAGGAAGUCAACAACCGCUUCAUCACGGCCAAGGAGACGUUUGACCAGGCGCAGGAGGUCCUCGACGGGUCCCGGGAGCAGAUCCAGGCACUCAAGCAGACCUUUGCGACCAGGCUCGACAAAUGGCGCAUCUUCCAGCGCUAUAUAUCAGCCAACUCGCGGACCAACUUCAUCUACUUGCUCUCGGAGCGCGAGUUCCGUGGCAAGCUCCUGCUUGAUCAUGCGCGGAAGCGGCUCGAGAUCCAGGUCGAGCCCGACGCCACGCGCAAGACUGCAUCUGGGCGCGAUACCAAGACUCUCUCUGGGGGAGAGAAGUCUUUCUCGUCCAUCUGUCUUCUGUUGGCCAUCUGGGAGGCCAUGGGAUCGCCUCUGCGAUGCCUGGAUGAGUUUGAUGUCUUCAUGGACAAUGUCAACCGUGCCAUUAGCACGCAAAUGCUGGUCGACGCAGCUCGCCGGUCUGUUUCUCGUCAGUAUAUCCUCAUCACGCCCAACGCCAUCACGGGCUCCGUGGCGACGGAUAAAGAUGUCAAAAUUCACCGUUUGACGGAUCCUCGCCAGCGCAUUUUGACAGGCGGCCGUUAA
Molecule: messenger RNA, 3570 nt
Organism: Thyridium curvatum
Lineage: Eukaryota; Fungi; Ascomycota; Sordariomycetes; Thyridiales; Thyridiaceae
Exons: 4
Coding region: 1-3570 (1189 amino acids)
Biological process (GO): double-strand break repair via homologous recombination
Cellular component (GO): nucleus; site of double-strand break; Smc5-Smc6 complex
Molecular function (GO): damaged DNA binding; single-stranded DNA binding
Source: RefSeq, a predicted model, not a curated record